AUGAAUCGUCUACUUGUCUUAACUUUCUUUCUCUUAACCUUUUUAUUCGCUACCGCACUUUCCAAAGAGGAAUCAGUGCCCGUCAAACAAAUUUUUUCUAAACCGAGCGAACUCAAGAAAGUUGGACGAGAUAGAUUGAUUCUAAAAAUUGAAUGGGAUGGAUUAAAUGAAGCAGAAGAUGAACCGGUUAAAGCCAGGAUCAAGUGUUUUUCUAAGGCUGUGACUGUUAUAGGUCCUAACGUUCAGCAUAUGGUAUUCGGUAAUCGAACGACUCAAUUCGAAUUAAAAGUCCACAAGAAGAAUGUUAAUGUGCAAUGUCGAUUUGGAGUAGUAGAUAUAGUUAAAUUCAAGAACGUUAUCG
Molecule: messenger RNA, 361 nt
Organism: Funneliformis caledonium
Lineage: Eukaryota; Fungi; Glomeromycota; Glomeromycetes; Glomerales; Glomeraceae
Source: the annotation of a GenBank genome assembly